Physeter macrocephalus (sperm whale) is the source of this 6865-nucleotide messenger RNA. RefSeq names its product sorting nexin-29. The transcript is spliced from 12 exons. The record is from RefSeq and is a predicted model, not a curated record. Lineage: Eukaryota; Metazoa; Chordata; Mammalia; Artiodactyla; Physeteridae. The coding region runs from base 1 to 1203 and encodes 400 amino acids. Gene Ontology annotation, molecular function: phosphatidylinositol binding.
AUGUGGGACCUCAUCGCCCAGGCUCCCAAACCUGGUGCCCUGCUGCUCCGGCUGUGCCGAGAGCAGGGCUUGGACUUUGUAGGUGCUCAACCGGUGUGGGGCGGUGUAGCAGGCGGGAUCUGCCGGUUAAUUUGGACUUGGCUUUCUUCCUUAGGUGAACUGAGACAAGCCAUCGUGGCCAUGAUGACCAGGAAGGAUGAGCUGGAAGAAGAGAACAGGUCACUGCGGAACCUGCUUGACGGUGAGAUGGAGCACUCAGCCGUGCUCCGCCAAGAGGUCGACACCUUGAAACGGAAGGUGGCCGAACAGGAGGAGCGACACGUCACAAAGAUCCAGGCGUUGGCAAGAGAAAACGAGGUGCUCAAAGUCCAACUGAAGAAAUACGUAGGAGCUGUCCAGAUGCUGAAAAGAGAAGGUCAAACAGCUGAAGUUGUACCAAAUCUUUGGAAUGUUGAUGGAGAAGUUACAGUUACUGACCAGAAGCCGGGAGAAGUUGCCGAGGAACUAGCAAGCUCCUAUGAAAGAAAGCUCAUUGAGGUGGCGGAGAUGCACGGGGAGCUGAUCGAGUUCAAUGAGCGCCUGCACCGGGCCCUGGUGGCCAAGGAAGCCCUCGUGUCCCAGAUGAGGCAGGAGCUCAUCGACCUUCGGGGGCCGGUGCCUGGAGAUUUGAGUCAAACAUCCGAAGACCAGAGUUUGUCGGAUUUUGAAAUAUCAAACCGAGCGCUGAUCAACGUCUGGAUCCCGUCAGUGUUUCUCCGGGGCAAAGCCACCAAUGCAUUCCACGUGUAUCAGGUCUACAUCCGGAUAAAAGACAACGAGUGGAACGUCUAUCGGAGGUACACGGAGUUCAGGAGUUUGCAUCACAAGUUACAGAACAAAUACCCUCAAGUGAGGGCCUACAACUUCCCACCCAAAAAGGCCAUUGGAAACAAGGACGCCAAGUUUGUGGAGGAACGCAGGAAGCAGCUCCAGAACUACCUGCGCAGCGUCAUGAACAAAGUCAUCCAGGUGGUCCCCGAGUUUGCCGCCAGCCCCCAGAAAGAGACCCUGGUCCAGCUGAUGCCCUUCUUUAUUGACGUCACCCCUCCCGGAGAACCGCUGACCAAGAACAGCCAAACCAAAGUGGCUUCCCGCUUCCCCAAGCUGUCCCGAGGUCACCCCAGGGAGCCGCGCAACGUGGAGCCCCAGAGCGGCGACCUCUGACCUCGACGGCCACCCAGACUCGGGCCCUACGUGCUGCGCCAGCUGCCUCCACCCCGGCCAUGGCAGCUGGCCCCUUCCACCUCGGAGGGACAACCCUGUCCCCCCGGUGAACCCCAGAGAGCACACCUUCCCCGCCAGUCCCGUGACACCCUGAUUAAACUGGGCCGUGUGAGAGCAGGGCAGCUCCUCGCUGGACAGACGCAGACACGUGGGCCCUGCUCUCCCCGGGCCCUGCCCUGGGCCAUGAGGGCCAGCCGUUCCCCUCCCUCCAGCCCAGGGGCCAGCAGGAGGGUGGGCGCUGGCUCGGGCUCGGAGCCCCCUGGUUGAGAUGCACAAGUCUGAUGUCUCAGUUGGUCAGAAGGUUCAUUGAGAAACCCCCUCUUAACUCUUGCCCACGUGGGAAUUCGAAUGACUGUGGUUUUUUUUUCCCCUGUUUAAUGUUAUUGCCUGCUACAACCUGUGGACGUGAAGGGUUUGGGUGGAGGCUAGUUCCUUUCCAUGCACCCCCCCACCAGUGGUCAGUAGACACCCUAGUUCUUGCCACCAUGCUCCAGGGAGACAGUCCCGUGGCCUUCGUGUGAAGGAGCCAUUAGAGGGAUGCGGAACUGUGGUUCUUGGAGAACCCCCCUACCUCCUUAUGGUUGAUUCUGGAAGGACCAGCCCCUGUAGGAAACCUGAGGCCCCUUAGGCCCAUGUGCACCUGGUCAGGCCAGCCAUCAGCAGCAAACCCAGUGACCCAUAUUGGAGAGCCCUGGGCUAUCCAGGAGUCGGUGGCCUUGGCCUCGAAAGCCUAGAGGAGAGCCCUCAGGCUGUUAGAGACUCAGCUCCGGGAAGCAUUCCAGAAGGUUCUGUGGGCCUCGGGCUUUCAGACCUGGCCCCGGGGCUCCGAGGCGCUCAGCGUGGCUCUCUGUGAACUUGGACACAAGGGUCCACUCUGCACAGACCAUGACCAUCCCCUAAAGAUGAGGGCGUGCAGCACGGCCUCUGUCAGCCAGCAUGGUGUCGGCAGGAGCAGGGCCCUGUGCGCCCUGACACCGGUCCUUCUGCCCCCUGCCAUUCAGAGCGGGGCCCUGGCAGGUCGCCCCAGGGGACCACAGCCAUUUGGCCAGCUUUAACAUCCAGGAUCAUGGAACUCUCUCCCACCCUGGCCAAGAGCCAUCCUCAGCUGCUGGUACAAAGAGGCAUUUCCUGAGGACAAUAGCCGAUGUAAAUGUGUGUGAAAGAUGUCGGUAGAAGGCUAACCACUCAUCGGCUUACAGCUGGGUGAGCGGUGUGGGUAAUCACUGAGCAUUUCCUAGAUGGCGGAAAACUCGGGAAGGAAUGGCCUGGAAGGUUUGUGCUGCGUGUUCCUCCCAUCAGCCAAAAGGAAACUUAUCAGAGCAGCUGAGCAGAGCUGAGGUCAUCUACGCACAGCUCUCCGGAUACUCGGAGGAGGCCCGAGUGACUUCUGAGGGAACAUUCCGCCAGGUGAGCGAAACAAGCCGGCUCUUCUCCGCAGAUGGAGUGGGGAGUGUGUGUCUGGGGGCCCUGCUGUCAGCUCGUGGGGAUCAGAGGACCCGAGGGACGCUGUGUCCUAGAAAGGCAACGUGGUUUCUCUCUUCCGCGUGUGCCGAGGGAGCCACUGCACGUGCACUUUGUUGGAAUCCCGAGUCCCACGGCGCUGCCUUGAACACAGAGCCCUCCUCGACCACAUCCUCCGGGACUGUCUGGAAGCUCCAGCUGCCCCAGAUCCCAGCCCCCUGCAUUUGGGUCCCUCCACAGCAGUCAGUUUGAUGCCAGCUGACAGGCUGCACAGCCAGAUCUGUUCCCAAGGUGUCUCCUCUCUGGUUGUACUAGACCCAGAAUGGAACCACUGCCCCGACACCCCCCAGGGCCAAGGGUUCCGAUCAACCAGCCUUUUCUGGCGCCUGACCCGAAACACAUCUGAGUGCGAGUCUUGUCUCGCCUUCUCCAGCCACCCCACCAGGAGCCAGCUUUGACAUUCUGUGAACAGAGUUAGUUAAAAAAAAAAAAAGAGCCAAACAAACAAAAAAAAGCACCCAUAGCUACGGCGGACAGAUGCUGAGCUGGGAGAUACAAAUGCACUCGCAGCCCAUAUUUAAAAAGGAGAAAUUCUGCCUCUCCAUUUUUUUAAAGCUUAAUUUUUCACGGAAAACUUGCCCUGCUCUCCCAAAAUGUGGAUUGUAUAAAGCAUGUUCCUGGGGGCCCCACGGGGACCCUCCAGGCUGCUUGCUGUCGGUACCUCCGUUUUUGUGAUCCUGCAGAAACCCUCAUCUUCAAUUGCUUUGAUUUCAGCUCAGACACACAUGUGACAUGCACAUUACAGCACCUCCUCAAAGCCUUAACUUUGGAAUCACAUGGAAUGUUCUGCAGUGAUUAGUCCAUCCAGCUGCUCAAAAUACUCCUGCCCUGCUCUCCAGGGUGGCGGGAUGGACUUAAAAGGGGCAGACUCCCCAGCUCCUAGAGAAAGAAUAAAAUACCGAGGUCCUGGCCGAGAUCCGGGACAGAACUGAGGAUGUGUCGUCAUCUGCCCAUCAACCCAAAUCCAAUUCAGAGGGUGGGAAAUCCCCUGGGACCCAUCACGGGGAAAGACAGCCCUUCAGAAAGGAGAAGUUGACAUUGCUUCUCUCUCCUUGAUCAAAUUAGAAGAUUGUUUGGAGCCUCCAAAGUUGGCGUCUGAGAGAGGAAGCCACCCCCCCAUUCUGAAAGGAACUGAAGGGCCCGUUUCUCUAGCAGGCCUUGACCCUCUGGUAUCCCACCUGUACGGGGAGGGAGAGGCCCCUCCAGGUCCCCUCUGCAAAGCCAGGCUGUCUGCUCAGGGGCAGCUUCAGCCAGAACGGGCCGCAGCAUCAGCCGGGUCCAUCUCUGCCAUCAUCUUGUUUGCUCUCUCCUUAAAAGAGAAAACCAGGGCUUCCCUGGUGGCGCAGUGGUUGAGAGUCCGCCUGCCGAUGCGGGGGACAGGGGUUCGUGCCCCGGUCUGGGAGGAUCCCACAUGCCGCGGAGCGGCUGGGCCCGUGAGCCAUGGCCGCUGAGCCUGUGCGUCUGGAGCCUGCGCUCCGCAACGGGAGAGGCCACAGCAGUGAGAGGCCCGCAUACCGGGAAAAAAAAAAAAAAAAAAGGAAAACCAAAGCUCCCAGGAAGGGCGGUCCGAGGCUGGUGUAAACCUCGCCCAGAAGCGAGCUUUCCCAGCUCCUACUCCUGCAGCUGGUCUGGAAUCCUGGCUUGAAACAACCCAGCAUCUCUCCACAGUCAGGCCCUGGGGGAGGCGGCGGCUUUCCUGGAAGAGGCUGUUAAACCCCACGGUGGUCACCUUUAACACCAUCACCAGGCCCAUCCAAGGGCUUCCCAGCUACAAAAGGCAUCACCUGAUUGAGCUGUAGAGACAGUACCAUCUUGUGAGACCUGGCAAGAGGCGUGAAGGGUUGAGGCGGAGGGACGUGGACCAGUGUUUGUGGACAAGGUAUGGUCACACAGCAUGGGGCCUACUGGGAUGUGUUCUUUGAUAACCGCUGGAUUUUACAGUGGUGCCGAGCCGUGCUGUGCCUUUAAAACAACAGAGGCAAUCAAAGCUGUUCAGCUGCAGCUAAUGCCCAGAGGCAGCAGGCCCUGGAGGCCCAAGAAUUAAUCCCCAGGUUUGGGGCUCAGAAUCAGGAAACAGGAAUGAAGACCCACCCGCCAGCCCAGUUGAUCCGAAGCACUCCUAACACCCUGAACUCGGGCUCUGCGGCCCCAGGCAAGCCGGUGGCCUGCCCUCCUCUUUUUCUCCCAUUUCCUCAGGAGACAGUUUGCCCACUGGAGGACCAGGUCACAGGGUUUCAGGCCUUGGUCCCCCACACCACCUGCUCACCCUCACAGGGGGUGCCGCCAGCUGGCCCCUCACCUGGAGGCCAGGCCCUGACCUCGGGCCCCGGCAGACCUCUCCUAACAAGUCACGUCUGGCAUCCUUCCUUCAUCCCUCAGCCUGGCAACUUGGUACCAGCGCCCAUUCAUGGGAGGUGCUCUCCCACAAAGGGGGCACCUCGCCUGGGCGUGUCACUGACAGUAAAGAACAGUCUGCAUUCUCAGCCUCAAGCUGCGUGGGCAUCCCCCAGGACCUGCCAGAGAAGGACCCUGCCUGGGAGCGUCAGAUCGGCUAAGAGGCAUCCUAGAAGGAGCACGCCCUGCUCGAGCUUCAACCCCAAAGGCAAUAACUGUCUUGACCCUGUCUCGGUGUUUCCCCUGAGACACUGCCACCCACACUGGACCUUCCCGCAUGCUGGGCGCUUCUGGCACGCAGGCAUCUGCUCACGAGCAAGGCCUUUUGCAACGAUCAUUUUUCACAGUAUUGUGUAUUGUUUCAUUAAAGCUAACAACAUUAAAUGUUUGCUGUUCAGAUGGGCUUCUGUGCUAAUUUUGCACAAUCGUAGCACUGUAUAUUUUAUCUAACAUUCCCAUGCCAAAAAAUUCAUUUUUCAUGUUUCCCUAACACGUGGUCUUGAUUACGUUUCUAAAAUAAAACUUCAGCUACUGGAUCGAUAGAAGUGAGGGUGGAGCCUUGCCGAUCUCCGUGCUCUGAGCAGAGCAGCUGUCUCCUCAUCCCACAGUGACUGAAACGCCCCUGCUCAGUUCAUGGCGGGAUUUCUGACCUUCCCUUCCUCCAUGCCUGUUGCUGUGGAUGGGCCUGAUUUGGGUAGUUCUCAAGUCUGUCAAGGAGCCCUUACUUUCAUCUCUAAAUCCUAACAACUGCAUUAAAUGGGUUUCCUUAUCUACCCAAUCAGUUUAGGAAGAGAAGUGGAAAAAAAAAUCUGGUUUCUCUAAAAGAUGAUGGUUGAGACUAUAGCAAGGAUGAGCAACCCCACUCGAAGGACAGGCUGGAACCAUGAGUGUUUCGAGGUCCAGGGAUUCACUUCUUACUGGCACAUAAAUGUUUUUCCAUCAUCACUGAAAACCACUAGCUGACCCGCCCAGGCUCCCCGCCUGCCCUCGAAUCCCAUCAGGUCUGCCUCCUGCCGUCAUGAACUGCAAGGGGAGAAGCCAUGCACCUCCGACGAUUCUUUCCGCCAUCACCCGAGACCAGACAAGGGGACGCCCUUGCAAAAACUGGGACUGAGGACAUGGAAGGUUACAAAAUGGGGGAUCACAUAUUUGCACCCAGAGUUGCUAGCCCCUCCAGAGAUGAGCUGGAGAACAGGCAUAGCCAGGAGUGAGGGGGUGGUGGAUUUCUUAUCAUCUAGGAUUCAUCCUAGAAAGAAUGUCUUUGCCUCUGCAGCCUUAGUGGCACCAUCCCUGGCAUUGCCAUUUGGUAGAACACUUUGCUUAACUCAUCAGAUGCUGACUUCUUGGAGGAGGGAGUCUUUUGACUACAGGCGCCAUGGUGACCCAGCCGGAGUCACCCACGAUCGGGUCCCAGUGAGCCGUCUGUCGCAGGGAACAAGGCGACAAAUCUAGAGUCUAGUGUCUGGAUGGGAGGCCUAGAAGCCCGCGGAUUCGCUCUGAAACACGUAGUAUUAUCUUAACUACCCUGUUCUGUUAAGGUUUACACAAUAGAAUUUUUAAACAAAUGUGUUUAAUUUUCUAAAAUCUCUUGUAUUAAAAUUUUCUUUUGGAAUAAGCUGUGGUAAUUUUGUUACAAUCUGGUUGAGACACACCUCUUUACAACUGACAACAUUAAAACAGUGACAUU